Molecule: messenger RNA, 996 nt
Organism: Rotaria sordida
Lineage: Eukaryota; Metazoa; Rotifera; Eurotatoria; Philodinida; Philodinidae
Source: the annotation of a GenBank genome assembly
AUGUUAAUUGAUUCUAAGUAUUUACCAUUUUGUGUUCGAUGCCGAACAGAAAAAAUUCUUUCAUCCCAAAUUCGAUAUUUUGAUGUAAUAAUUCUUAUUCCAAAUCUCAUUUUUCUUUUAUUUAUUAUUAUUAAAUGGAUUCUAACACGAACUAAAAUAAAUAUAAAUAAGCCAUUAUUAUUGAGUGUUACUUGUUUACUUCUUCUUAUUACAUUAAGUAAUAUAUUACGAUGUUUAUUUGUGAUGAUAUUUCCUGACAAUGUAUUCAACGCACAAGAAAUUAUUGUUAAAGUUUUUUGGUUAUGUAUUCGAUUUACACUUUUAUGGACAGAACUAAGUGUUCUCCUUUUUGGAAUUUGUUUUGGUCGUUCAAAUUCAAAUCGUCCAUCGAUUAAGACAUUAAAAGUAUUGGUUAUUUCAUUUAUUUUUACAUCAAUUUAUAUAACUAUACAAGCUAUAUUAGAAUUUCGACGUAAUACUCGUCCAAUAAAAUUUCAAACAAGUGAUUAUCAUCUUUAUUCAUAUGGUGGUAUGAGAUUUUUACUUAUAUCAAGUUCUAUUUUUCUUAGUAUGUAUAUAAUUAUCUUCUUUUUACCGUGUUUAUGUCUUCGACAUAAAAGAUAUUUACCGAUUCGUCGAUCAUUUUAUUUUUAUUGUUUUGUUUUGGCAUUGAUUAAUAUGAUACAAAUAAUUGGUACUAUAUUAAAUUUAACAGAAACUACAAUAUAUAGCAUGUGUAUUAUUGAUGGUAUAUCAAGUACGUUUUACAUAUGUUUUGCUCCAUUUGUCUAUUUUCAAUUUCUUCGACGAGCUUUAAGGUUAAAUGUACUUAUUCCACGAAUAAUGUAUGCCGAUACAACAAUAAAUGAUGGUGAAGAUGAUGAUCUUAUUGAUCCUGGUGUUAAUAUAUUAAUUGAUAAUUCAACAAAUGAUAGACUUGAUGGUCAAUUUGAAGAUAUAACAUCUUCCACAAGAAUAAUUCAGCCAAUUAUAUAA